This is a messenger RNA of Gigantopelta aegis, 1052 nucleotides long. RefSeq lists its product as uncharacterized. The coding region runs from base 112 to 429 and encodes 105 amino acids. The transcript is spliced from 2 exons. The record is from RefSeq and is a predicted model, not a curated record. NCBI's taxonomy places the organism in Eukaryota, Metazoa, Mollusca, Gastropoda, Neomphalida, Peltospiridae.
GGAACGAGCUUUCUAUUCACGGAUUGAUCGAUAGUCUCUUGCGUUCAGUCCAGACUGCAGCUCGGGAGAUCAGAAGCCAGAAUACUAUCAGAAUACUAUUCGAUUACAGCCAUGGCCCAGGUGAAAGUAACUCGGUGGGAUGCGGCUAAGGACGGGCCAGUGGAUGAGGAGAAAAUGAAGAAGAAACUCGCUGCUCUCGGUUUCGAAGUGAAAAGAUAUGAGUUCCCCGCUGGGAAAACCUUUGACGAGCAUUCGCACGGCGAAUACAAGGUGGACGCCAUUACGAGCGGCCAGUUCGAGUGCACCCAUGGCGGUACAAGCGUGGUCCUGAAGCCAGGGGAUUAUCUCGAGAUGCCACCUAACGUUGCCCACAGUGCGAAAAUUGUCGGGUCUGAAACUGUCGUUCUCUUUGACGGCACCAAAAAAUAGAGGAACAACAUCACAAACAUACAUGACAGCAUCUUCAGUGUAGUGUCUCGGUAGAUUGUGUACUUAUCCUAUCAGUGGUGAUUAGACAUUUAAUAUGUAAAGAAGUUAUAAAACUAAGGCCAAAUAUGUGUAUAUGAUGGUGGUGUGAUAUGUUCAUCAUGGAGGCCUCAGAACUUAUUGACAAUUUAUAUUAUACAACUUUUAGAAUCGCAAAAAUGAAAUACAACGGCGAGGGGUGGGGUGGGGAUUCAGGUACCAUUACAGUAAAAUUAAAUAUUAAAUAUCUUACAUAUAUUUCUUUGAUCAAGAAUCCAUUAGUCCAUGUGACGUAAAGUGUUAAUUUAUUAACAGUAUUGCUCAACGUCUGCGCAUAGCUCAAAUGUACAAGGGCAGGUUAACGAUUUGAUACAGAAGUAAUUACAGGUAUAUUGUAUUAUAUAUUUAAAGAGGGUGCACCGCUUCUCUAAAUAAACUCAUAUGACCAUUUGUGUCUGCACCUCUCUAGGUCCGCCUUUGUAUAGGCUCAAUCUUAAUAUUUCUUUUGAGACUGCUCACAUUUUGAAAAUGACAGGUGUAUUAUUUAAUAGUUAAACAAUAUACGCAAAUAAAAAAAUUGUCACGUC